GCUCUAUCGAUGGGGAGAGCUAACGUCGGGUGCGCAGCGCCGCUAUUGAUUUUCCCACCGCGCCAUCUUGGCUUGGGAGCGCCGCACCGGUCGGGUAUGUGUCGCCGCUAGACCCUUCCAUCCGGCGGCAGCCUUUUCAACCGGAGUCCACCGAAAAGGGCCGACCAUGAGGGUGCGGGUGCGCCGCGGCACCGCCGAGGAGGCCGACACUGAGCCGGUGUCGAGCGGCAACGCCACCAUGGUCGAGGCGACGUCGGCGCCGGCGGCGACCGACGCGCCCGACGAACAGUCGGAGAUCAUCCAGAAACUGGACGCCGGCACGCGCAAAAUGGCCCAGUCGAUGGGCAUACCGUUCCCGGCCCUGAUCGCCAUCCUCAUUGGUAUUGGCCUCCUGAUAUUGGGCAUCUGCUUCUGCUGCAUUCGGAGAUGUUUCCGGAAGCGCCGCAGCAAAGAUGUCAAGGGAAAGGGAGGAAAAGGCGUGGACAUGAAAUCCGUUCAACUCCUGGGAAGUGCCUACAAGGAAAAGGUGCAGCCGGACAUGGAAGAACUAACUGAAAACGCCGAGGACAUUGCCGAAGAAGGGGAGAGCAAACAGUCCGAACAGAAGCUGGGCCGACUUCAGUUCAAGCUGGAAUACGACUUCAACUCCAACAACCUGACGGUGACGGUAAUCCAGUGUGAGGAGUUGCCGGCCCUCGACAUGGGCGGCACGUCCGACCCCUACGUCAAGGUCUACCUGCUGCCAGACAAGAAAAAGAAGUUCGAGACCAAAGUCCACCGCAAAACGCUCAAUCCCGUCUUUAACGAAACGUUUACGUUCAAGGUCCCCUACGCUGAUGCCAUGGGCAAGACACUGGUAUUCGCCAUCUACGACUUUGACCGUUUCUCGAAGCACGACCAGAUUGGAGAGGUGAAACUGCCACUGUGCACCAUCGACCUGGCACAGACGAUCGAGGAGUGGCGCGACCUGGUCAGCGUCGAGGGAGACGGCGGUCAGGAAAACAAGCUGGGUGACAUUUGCUUCUCGCUGCGGUACGUCCCGACGGCUGGCAAACUGACGGUCGUCAUCCUCGAGGCCAAGAACCUGAAGAAGAUGGACGUCGGUGGACUAUCGGAUCCUUACGUGAAAAUAGCCCUGAUGCAAAACGGCAAGCGGCUGAAGAAGAAGAAGACCAGCAUCAAGAAGUGCACUCUGAACCCCUACUAUAACGAGUCAUUCACAUUUGAGGUUCCGUUUGAGCAGAUCCAGAAGGUGCAGCUGGUGGUGACUGUGGUGGACUACGACCGGAUCGGCACCUCGGAGCCCAUCGGAAAGUGCGUACUGGGCUGCACCGCCUCCGGCACCGAGCUGCGCCACUGGUCCGACAUGCUGGCCUCGCCGCGCCGGCCCAUCGCCCAGUGGCACACACUCAAAGACCCAGAGGACGGUGACAAGAAGGACUAAAGCAGACCACAGGAGCUGGGCUCGGGGAUCAGCGCAGCAAGCUGGCCGAUCCGAGGAAAGCACACGCUGUGAGGCCGACUGGCGGGCCGGGCCGGGCCGGGCGCCGCGCCCACAGCCGCCGCAGCAGACACUGGUCCGGCCCGGCCGGCGCCGGUGCGCGCCGCACGGCCCGCCCGGUGUGUGCGUGUCUCCGCCGUAUACCGAGUAGUUGUUGUGCGUGUGCUGGGCGGCCGCUGCCGCCGGAUAGUGUUGGUGCGUGUGACUCGGUCCCUGAUGUCGGCAUGCGGCGCAAUCAGUUGGCAGUUAGCCGUGCCAAAGCGCGUGCUGGGGUGUACCGGCCGGGCGCGGCGACCGCCGACGGCCGCUCUCCGUCGGCGUCUCUCUCUCUCUCCCUCUCUCCGGCCGUCUGUCGCUCUGUCUGUCUGUCGUCUCCCCCCUCUGUCCUUGUCUGGUCUGCGUCUGCGCCGCUCCGCUCGCGUCGUCAGUGUGGGUGGGGGCGGCCGCUGUUCCCCAUAUCAGCGCGCUGGCCGGCCGACAGGGCCGCGCCGCCGCCGCCGCACCACCACCACGUAAUCACCGCAGUCCGUCGCUGAGUGGAGCCGCUAGUGUUGUUUUUAUUGUGUGCCAGCGUUUGGAAAGCAUUCUUGUUCAUGUUACUGUUCAGUGGUAAGAUCCCCGUGAAUGGUCUCUGCGUGGUUCGCGCGCGAACACGCUCGUUUCGUUAUUUGUGAUGCAUAUAUCAUAGCAGUUACCCUUCUGUACAUACAACUUAGCGCAUAUGUAUACACAUGAAUAUAUAUACAAGUUUUUGUCAGAUGAGCUAUUAAUCACUAGGUAGGUACACUGUAAGUAAUGUGCAAAUACAGUGACCAGUGAACACAAA
Amphibalanus amphitrite is the source of this 2327-nucleotide messenger RNA. RefSeq names its product synaptotagmin 1-like. The record is from RefSeq and is a predicted model, not a curated record. Gene Ontology annotation, biological process: cellular response to calcium ion; synaptic vesicle endocytosis; regulation of calcium ion-dependent exocytosis. The transcript has 10 exons. Gene Ontology annotation, molecular function: syntaxin binding; phosphatidylserine binding; clathrin binding. Bases 167 to 1444 code for a protein of 425 amino acids. Lineage: Eukaryota; Metazoa; Arthropoda; Thecostraca; Balanomorpha; Balanidae. Gene Ontology annotation, cellular component: synaptic vesicle membrane; dense core granule; axon.